AGCGAUUCUUCAAAUGAUGGCUUCAACGCUAAAGUUUUAAUCUUGGAAGAAACACUGAUAGGGUACGUCCACAACCUAUCACACCCAAGACGCAAUAGAGGGAACACUAUGAAUUACUGCACCUUUGUUCUGCAGACUUCAGCCCAAGAGACACAAGAAGCGCUACUCUAUUCAACGCACAAGAGACCACUAUUACUAGAGAGUCAGAAUAAUCAUACCCCUGUGAAACUGAAGCACUUCACCUACACUGAAGACAGGGACAAAAUCAUCGUCAACGAUAUGACAAACAUUGCAAUCCCUCAACAGUGCGAGUACUCAUUUCAGUACGACGAGUCCACUCUACUCCAGAGUGAACUGAUCACCAUCUUAGACAUCCUAAACACACGCAGAGAAUGGGAUGUUGUUACUGUACGUGGAAAGAUAUUGAAUGUGAAGGAUCAACGUCAAGUGGGAAGUCCUCGCAAGCGACUUAAAUUGAUGGAGGCAGUACUUGGCGACGUCAGUGCUACA
Molecule: messenger RNA, 510 nt
Organism: Porites evermanni
Lineage: Eukaryota; Metazoa; Cnidaria; Anthozoa; Scleractinia; Poritidae
Source: the annotation of a GenBank genome assembly